Molecule: messenger RNA, 827 nt
Organism: Andrographis paniculata
Lineage: Eukaryota; Viridiplantae; Streptophyta; Magnoliopsida; Lamiales; Acanthaceae
Product: ADP-ribosylation factor 1-like
Exons: 7
Coding region: 44-619 (191 amino acids)
Biological process (GO): intracellular protein transport; vesicle-mediated transport
Cellular component (GO): cytoplasm
Molecular function (GO): GTPase activity; GTP binding
Source: RefSeq, a predicted model, not a curated record
CAUCAUAUUACGCUGCUUUCUUCCUCACAUCAUUUUGCGUAAGAUGCCUAAAAGCAUUACACGUUUGGCAAAGAAAAUGGGUUUGUCUUUCACCAAACUUUUCAGCCGGCUGUUUGCCAAAAAAGAAAUGAGAAUUCUCAUGGUAGGGCUGGAUGCUGCUGGUAAGACCACAAUAUUAUACAAGCUUAAGUUGGGAGAGAUAGUGACAACAAUUCCAACUAUUGGAUUCAAUGUGGAGACAGUAGAAUACAAGAACAUUAGCUUCACUGUUUGGGAUGUUGGUGGUCAAGACAAGAUUCGACCGUUGUGGAGACAUUACUUCCAGAACACUCAAGGGCUAAUUUUCGUUGUUGAUAGUAACGACAGAGAUCGUGUUGUUGAGGCCAGAGAUGAGCUGCAUAGGAUGCUAAAUGAGGAUGAACUGAAAGAUGCAGUUCUUCUUGUGUUUGCAAACAAACAAGAUCUUCCCAAUGCCAUGAAUGCUGCUGAGAUAACCGACAAGCUCGGACUUCACUCUCUUCGCCAACGUCAUUGGUAUAUCCAGAGCACAUGCGCUACAACGGGAGAAGGGCUAUAUGAAGGGUUGGACUGGCUCUCCAACAACAUUGCUAACAAGUAGUCAUAAGACAUGGCUGUCUCUACACUGGUUGAUGAACAGAGAGAGCAUUCUUCUUUAUUCUGACCACCACCCCACAUUGUACACUGCAAUAGGUUUAUCUGUAAUUUUCACCAAGGGAUAUUGGGCUUUAUUUGUAUAUGUAUGUAUGUAUUUAUUUAUUUAUGUUAUAGUAUUAUUAUUUUUGUAUGUAGUUUCAACACUUAUAUUG